AUGGCAGCCGUGCUGCUGUUGCUGCACUGGCUGACCAGUUCAAUGGCGUGCGCAGCAGCGCCCCUUCUGCUGUCUGUACAGCCCCCCAUUCGGUCCUUGCCUCCUCCUGCCGGCAUUACUGCUAUCACUCAUUUUGCUGAAUACUCUGGGGGGGCCGCGCUGUCAUUCCUUCUCUACAGCAGCCCCACGGCUUCCAGCAGGGCAACCCCCUGUCCCCCCAGCAGCCUAUACAGGGCCCCGUCCGCGCGGCUUGAGCGGCACUGCAGCAACACACAGCUGUUUGCAUGCAGGCCGCGUCCUAAGAAGGAGAAGGCAAGGCGAAAUUACCGCAUUGCAAUGCAACAGAAACAAAAGCGCGAAGAACGGCAGCUGCGCCGCCGCCAGCAGCUGGAGAUAUUCAAGGCGCAUCAACGGUUGUUGUUGGCUUCAGAAGGAGGUACGGACUCAAGCAGCGACGAAGAAAAGCACCAAAAACAAAGACAAGCAACAGCGAGCUUGUUCAGUAUAGACGGGCCUCUCUUGGGGGGCGGUGAUGCAGUAAGAAACAACACCAAUAACAACAACAGCAGCAUUAAAGGCAUUCCUCAGUAUCCUCUCGCCGCUCGCAUCAACUAUAGGCUGGUAGGGGGCACCUGGAGACGAGCGAAGGGACAGGCGAAGUAUGUGAAACUUUCGGGGGCUGAGCUAGCCGCUGCUGUCUUUGCUGGGCUGCCUGAAGAAGAAGUAGCAGCGGCUGUAGCGAAGGCAAAACGCCAAGAUGAGGGGUUUAUGGACUUAGAGGCGUAUGAUGAAUCCGGCACACAACACACCACUCUGGAGGGCCUCAACUAA
This is a messenger RNA of Eimeria mitis, 831 nucleotides long. RefSeq lists its product as uncharacterized. The transcript has a single exon. The record is from RefSeq and is a predicted model, not a curated record. Lineage: Eukaryota; Apicomplexa; Conoidasida; Eucoccidiorida; Eimeriidae. The coding region runs from base 1 to 831 and encodes 276 amino acids.